Molecule: messenger RNA, 2806 nt
Organism: Gadus chalcogrammus (walleye pollock)
Lineage: Eukaryota; Metazoa; Chordata; Actinopteri; Gadiformes; Gadidae
Gene: psmd12
Product: proteasome 26S subunit, non-ATPase 12
Exons: 11
Coding region: 851-2248 (465 amino acids)
Cellular component (GO): cytoplasm; proteasome regulatory particle, lid subcomplex; nuclear proteasome complex
Source: RefSeq, a predicted model, not a curated record
AAUAUGUGGAGGAAAGUUUUUCGUUGAAGACGACCUCGAGAAUGACGUCUUUGUCUAUGGGAGUCGUUGGUUUGUUUAUGUGCCAGAUCGUGUUCUCCCCAUACACAGUGAAUGAUGGCAACAGACAGAGGAACAGGGGUGAUGAAGUUGUUGAUCAUUGGGGUUGUAUAAAUGUGCAUAUCUCUCUACAUUUUAAAACGACAUAAUGUGUUGGCAGCAAAGUUAACUUCACUUCAGGUUAAUGCUUUUGUAUAUGAGCCUGCCGGGUGAUACUCCAGACAGGAAGUAGUAACCAGACCAGCAAACCAAUCACAGCCUUGCAGGCUGGGCUGCUCGCGUAAAAGCUUACGUAAAAAAUGACGCAAGUCUAGAAAAAUCACCCGACGCACGCAAGACGUGAGAAGUCGCGCAAGGGGGGCGCAAGGGCGCGCAAGGGCCUCUUGCGCUUGCGCUUACGCUUACGUAACCGAGCAUAAACCAGCCUUUAGACGGGCUCUGCUUCGAUCCACACUUCGAUUAGCCCGUUUUGAGUACGACAUCCGGGUCCUUGAAGUAUACUUAUUUCCGCCGGAUCUGAAUUGGAACGUACUACGUACUCAACAUUUGGCUUGUAAGUACGGCUAGUACGGGUAUUGGAACACGGCAUUGGCUUUGUGGCGUACGUACACUUUUAGUAACGAUCCCACGCACAGUUUUAUAAAUGAGACCCCUGGUCCUACAGGCGCCGCGGACAGCUCUCACAGCUCGGUUGUGAUUGGCCAGAUCCUGGCAGUCUCUCUGUGACAAGCACAAUAGUACAGGAUCUGUUGUUCGUAGCAGAGGUGAUAGCGUAUCUAAGCAGUUAUUAUCAAUGACCAAUAUGGCAAACACGACCGAUGAACGAGCGGAGAGAGCAGAGAGAUCAGACGGGAAGAUGGUGAAGAUGGAGGUGGACUACAGCUCCACGGUGGACCUGCGGAUCCCUGAGUGCGAGAGGAUGGCUAAGGAGGGGAAGCUGCAGGAGGCAGUGGAGGGACUACUGUCCCUGGAGAAGCAGACCAGGACGGCAUCAGACAUGGUGUCGACGUCCAGGAUCCUAGUGGCCGUGGUUCAGAUGUGUCACGAGGCCAAGGACUGGGACGCCUUGAAUGAGAACAUCAUGCUGCUGUCCAAGAGGAGGAGUCAGCUCAAACAGGCUGUUGCUAAGAUGGUUCAAGAAUGUUACAAGUACGUGGAUGAAGUGAGCGACCUCGCCAUCAAGCUGCGGCUCAUCGACACUCUGCGCACCGUGACGGCUGGCAAGAUCUACGUAGAGAUCGAGCGGGCCAGGCUGACCAAGACCUUGGCCAACAUCAAGGAGCAAAGCGGAGACGUGAAGGAGGCGGCCUCCAUCCUCCAGGAGCUGCAGGUGGAGACCUACGGCUCUAUGGAGAAGAAGGAGAAGGUGGAGUUCAUCCUGGAGCAGAUGAGGCUGUGCAUCGCGGUCAAGGAUUACAUCCGCACCCAGAUCAUCAGCAAAAAGAUAAACACCAAGUUCUUCCAAGAAGAGGGCUCCGAGGAGCUGAAGCUGAAGUAUUACAACCUGAUGAUUCAGGUGGACCAGCACGAGGGAUCCUACCUGUCCAUCUGUAAACACUUCCGGGCCAUCUACGACACUCCCUGCAUUCUGGAGGACAAUGCCAAGUGGCAGCAGGCCCUGAAGAGUGUCGUACUGUACGUCAUCCUAGCGCCUUAUGACAACGAGCAGUCGGACCUCGUGCACAGAAUCAACACCGACAAGAAAUUGGAAGAGCUUCCCAAAUACAGGGACCUGCUGAAGCAGUUCACCACCCUGGAGCUGAUGCGCUGGGCCUCGCUGGUGGAGGACUACGGCAAGGAGCUCAGGGAAGGCUCCCCUGACAGCCCCGCCACAGAUGUCUUCUGCAGCCUGGAGGAGGGCGAGAAGAGGUGGAAGGACCUGAAGAACCGAGUGGUGGAGCAUAAUAUUAGAAUAAUGGCCAAGUACUACACCAGGAUAUCAAUGAAGCGCAUGGCCAACCUCCUUGACCUCUCCAUAGACGAGUCUGAGGAGUUCCUCUCCUCCCUGGUGGUGAACAAGACCAUCUAUGCCAAGGUGGACCGUCUGGCCGGCAUCAUCAACUUCCAGAGGCCCAAGGACCCCAACGACCUGCUCAACGACUGGUCCCACAAGCUCAACUCGCUCAUGUCGCUGGUCAAUAAGACCACCCAUCUCAUCGCCAAGGAGGAGAUGAUCCAUAACCUUCAGUGAACCACAAAGCCCAUGUUGCAUCUGUGUUUUUUUUAUUUGGGUUAACAUUGUUCAUGUGCCUACUGAUAUUUCUUUUUUGGUAUUUGUAAAAAAGAAGAAAAAAAAACGCAGUCAGAUGGUGGACGGCGUAUGCUGAUAAAGUUCCAAGUUAAUUUCCGGAAUAACUAGCAUCCCGUAGCGCUGUACCUUGUUCACAUCCACACACCCCCCCCCCUCGUCACCAUUAAACCCAGAGAGGAUGACCUGUCUUGACCUUUGGCAGCUCAACAUGGCUUCCUCCUUUAGGUAUAACAAAGGUCUUCAUGUUGGUUUUUUUGGUGGUUGAGCCUCGUUGCAACUUGCUGUAACAAAGAAUGGCAUAAAGUCUUUAAUGUCUACUUUGAAAUAACAUUAAACUAUAUGUUUAGUGGACAUUUUCCUCUGCACUUAAGUGUUGCCUGAUUUAUUCAUCUCCUUUACUUUGUAUACUUGACUUUUCUUACAGCACUUUUAUUGAGUGCGAUAACAUAACUUUGAUAUUAUAUUUUGAGCUAACCACCUACAUAAUUACAAGUGGUG